GCCAGCCCUGCCGGGGCUCCCUGCCCCUCUGCAGGGCCGUGGCACCGCCCGGCUAACCUCCCUUACCCUCAUCUCUGCCCUAGCUCCUGGCUCAGUCUAUGCUAAAACCCCCGUACCCCGCAAAACCUCGGCAGCCUUUACUCCCCCCGGCAGCCUGCCUUCUCCAUGGGUAGCCCAGGCUCCCCAGCAGCAGGGAUUCCCUCAGCCGGCGCCCUGCGGCACGGUGAGGGCCGGCGACCCCGCUCCGCCCCCAGCCGCCGGUGGAGGACGGGCCAGCCCGCAGUCUCGGAGCUCCCCGGGGGAAGCGAGACCGCCUGCCUGCAGCACCUGGAGGGCGGCGGGGCGAUGGAGAAAGCCGUCGGUUCCCCCUCCCUUGGCGGCAGCUACCCGCAGAAAAACGCCGAGAUCCUCAGUAGCCAGUACGGCAUCAACCUGUUCCUGGCCGGGCUGCUGCUCACAUUCGCUUGGGCUGUGCAUGCUGUGGGCAUCAGCAAGAGCCACCUGCUCUCCUACCUCAUCACGCUGAUGCUCAUCCAGCUCCUGUGGAUGCUGUGGUACCUCUGCAGGAGCUGUACGCAGAGGAGGCUGAUCCGGGACAAGGACACGCACGCUGGAGCCCGCUGGCUGAAGUGUGGGAUUACAUUGUUUGCAGUGAUUACUUUAGUUCUGGACUCUUUUAAAAUUGGAUAUUAUAUUGAUUUUUCAAACUGUUUAUCACCAACUGAGGGCAUUUUUCCUGUUACACAUGCUGUGCACACCAUCUUACAGGUCUACUUUCUGUGGUGCCAUGCAAAGGAUAUUAUCCAGUCUUUCAAAACACUUGAAAGGAGGCAAAAAUGCAUAGCCCAGAAGUUAGAGAAGGAGGUAUCUGUGAAGAAAGACCUGCCACAGUUUGGAGUUAUCCAUUCUGUGUUCACAAAUUUGCUCCUGUGGACAAAUGGAGUGUUAACAGAGUCAAAACAUCAACUGAAUGAACAUAAGGAAAGACUAAUCACGCUUGGUUUUGGGAACAUAACAAUAGUUUUAGAUGAUCAUGCACCUCAAUGCAAUUGCACAACAACAACUCUCUGCUCUAUAUUUUCUCAAGGAAUAUAUUACCUGUAUCCCUUUAAUAUAGAGUACCACAUCCUAGCAUCCACAAUGCUCUAUGUCCUGUGGAAGAACAUCGGUCGCAAAGUUGAGCACCACCAGCAACACAAAACUCUAUUCAAAUUCCAUGGCAUAACUGCUGGAAUGAUUUUUGGACUAAUCAUUUUAAUUAGCACGAUAGCCGUAGUUGUAGUGUAUUUAAUUCAGAUUGGACGUUCGAAAAUCAAAAGCGAGUUGGCACUUACUAUGUUUUACUUGCAUGCUAUCUUUGUGCUGGCUCUCAUGUGCACAGCUGGAAUUGUUGCCCUUCUCAUCUACAGACUGGAAGACAGAUCAUUGGAUAAUUCAAAAAACCCUGCUCGAAAACUUGAUGCAGAGCUGCUGGUAGGCACAGCUGCAGGGUCCUGGCUCCUCUCCUGGGGCUCCAUCCUUGCCAUUAUCUGUGCUCAAGCGCAUCCAAAAUACACUUGGUAUAACUUGCCCUACUCCAUCCUGGUUAUUAUUGAGAAAUAUAUUCAGAACCUCUUCAUCAUUGAAUCCAUACACCGUGAGCAGGACAAGGUGAAUGAUGAUAUUAAAACUCUUCGAAUAGUGACUAUAUCUAGGGGAAAUACUUUAUCACUUACCCCCUCAUACAAAGAGAUUUACAAUGACAGAGCCACUCGUGACGAUGGGGAGGUACCCUGCUUGUUUAAAAGCAGCAUCUGUGGGAGAGAAAAUGGUGGUGGUGGAGCCAAGGAAGAAGCAAGUCAGGAAAAUAGUUUGGUCUUGCAUUCACGUUCAGAUUUCCCGUUUUGCAGUAGAAACUCAGUUACUAACCACAAGAGAAUUCUGAAGAACAUCGCUGCAUUUUUAUUCCUCUGCAACCUUUCGCUGUGGAUACCACCGGCUUUUGGGUGCCGCCCAGAAUAUGACAAUGGACUAGAAGAAAUAGUUUUUGGCUUUGAACCUUGGAUAAUUGUUGUGAACCUUGCAAUGCCUUUCUCUAUUUUCUAUCGGAUGCAUUCAGCUGCCUCACUCUUUGAGGUCAAUUGUAAGACAUAGAUCAUAUAGGGUCCCUCAGUGAACAAUUGAUUGAAUAAUUAAUUAAAUAAGUAGCAGCUGAAUGAGUGGAUGAAUGAAUGAGUGAACAUAGCAACAGCUGCUCAAUACAUGGAAGAUUCAAUAAUUCUUUUAAAAAGAAGGGACCGUAGCUAAUAGCAUGUAAUUAUUUUUUCCUUCCAUGUAUUUUGUUAUAUGUGUGGUGUUAUUGUAUAGGUACACUUUUCAGAAUCAUAUUAGUGUUAAUAUGGUUAACUCUAUGUAGCAAAGUUAAUUCAGUCUCAUUAAUCUUUGCUUUAAUCAUCUGGGAUUUCUCCUCUAUAUAAUUUGUAUUGCUUUGUUUUCAUUCACUGUG
Molecule: messenger RNA, 2485 nt
Organism: Pezoporus occidentalis (night parrot)
Lineage: Eukaryota; Metazoa; Chordata; Aves; Psittaciformes; Psittacidae
Gene: OTOP1
Product: otopetrin 1
Exons: 7
Coding region: 166-2133 (655 amino acids)
Biological process (GO): proton transmembrane transport; inner ear morphogenesis
Cellular component (GO): membrane
Molecular function (GO): proton channel activity
Source: RefSeq, a predicted model, not a curated record